AUGGAAAAAGGAUUUAAACAUGAAUCCACAACUGCCGGAAAUUUGAUUCGCCCUACAGUCUCCGGCCCCAAACCAUUCUUCUCGGAUGAUGACUUCCAAUUGUGGGCUUUCCUUGCUCAAACAUACUGGCAACAUGUUCCCCCUGAACACUUCGGACAAUGCAUUCUUCCCCUUUUGGACGACGACGCUGCCCGCCAGCUCCUAGCCUCGGGGACCCCUAUAACGUCUACUCUUGAUGAGAUCUGGGCGGCCCUUCACGAACUGCUCGCCAGGCACGAAUUAACACCCUUGUUCCUCGAGAAGUUCUUCGCGAGGAAGCAACUCCAUACCGAAUCGUUUGACCAAUACGCAGCCAUCCUCCGACAACUGACAACCAAAGCGUACCCAACGGCGUCUAAAGAGGAGCGCGAUUCCCACAUCCUGCAGCGGUUUAUGGUGGGAGUCUCCGACAACAUCAUUAAAGCCAGAUUCCUGGAAAAAGUGCCACGGAGUCUGACAUCGGCACUUCACAGCGCCCGUACUCAAAAGGCAUGCACAGAAGCCCCUCGGGAAACACAUGACGGGACCGCUACUGCUGUUGAAGCCACUGAGACGAGACAGUCAACGUUCACCAUGAGUCCACAAACACGUCCGGGGCCACAACCGGGCUGCAGAUACUGCCAGAAGUUUGGAGUGCGGGCGCAGCACUGUGGCCACAACGAACCUCUACGGAGACUCGGUGGGUCUGCAUACCACUCCAUUGUUUUGCAUUCCGUUUUGACCGAUUCUAUGAUGUUUGGUUUGCCCCUGACUGUACGUGGAAUUGUAGACGGGAUGUACACUGUGAUUCUAGUUGACACCGGGGCUGCGUGUUCUAUCGUCUACCCAGCGGUAUCGCGACCGUCGUUUUUCGGCGAGGGGCACCCUCGACUGACGGCGGCUAACGGGGCACAUCUAGUUUCUAUUGGUUACACAACGUGCAAUGUGGUUUUGGGUGCGUUCUCGACGACACAAAUUUGUAAGCGCAGAAACACCGUGGCGGGUUCUGCUGGGCAUGGAUUUCCUACUCAAACACAAAAGCUAUAA
Messenger RNA from Echinostoma caproni, 1065 nucleotides. Lineage: Eukaryota; Metazoa; Platyhelminthes; Trematoda; Plagiorchiida; Echinostomatidae. The record is from the annotation of a GenBank genome assembly.